CAUUAAGGAAAGUAUCAGAAAUCUGCUAUAAUAAAUUACCACCGCUAACGACCUUUGACGAGUUAAAGACACUGCUUAUCUCAGGCAGAACAAACUCUUCCGAUUCUUCCCUUCUUGGUAACAAAAAAAAAAAAAGACACUGGAACGAGAAGAAUGGCCGAGGCUGUUGUUUCUGAGGCUAUUCAAAGAAUUGCUGAUUUGCUCAUACAAGAAGCAGUUUUUCUGCAUGGUGUGCGGGGUGAACUUGAACGAUUGCAAGCUGAACUCAAGCGAAUGAAAUGCUUCUUGAAAGAUGCCGACCGUCAUCAUCAUGAAGAUGAGCGAGUGCGCAACUGGGUAGCUGAAAUCAGAGACCUCGCUUAUGAUUCUGAGGAUGUCAUCGAUACCUUUCUUCUUAAAGUUGCAAGGGGUAGAGGAGAAGGUGUACGCGGGUUCAUUAACAAGGCUUUUUUCAUGUUCACUAAGGCUUCCUAUCUCCACAGUAUAGGAACCCAGAUCACAUCUAUCGGAUCUAAGAUUGAAGAUAUAAACAAAAGUAUGCAGACCUACGGCAUCCAACUUGUUGAGGGAGAAGGAUCUAAUUAUGAGAGACAACAACGAUACAGAAGACCGGAUCCACAUGUUGAGGAAGAGUAUGUCAAUUGUUUGGAGGCUGUAAUAAGUGAUCUUAAAGCUCGUUUGAUGAUGGAGGAAGAGCAAGUGCGUGUUGUUUCCAUAGUGGGGAUGGGAGGGCUGGGCAAAACCACUCUUGCCAAGAAGAUAUACAAUGACGUUGAUGUGAAGCAAAACUUCGACUUCCAUUCUUGGAUCUUCAUAUCUCAGCAAUUCUCUGUCAAGGAAGUUGUCGUUCGAAUCCUUAUGGAUGCUGCAUCCAACGAAGAUAAAGCAAAGUUAUUGGAGGAUAUGAAAGGGGGACAACCACUUAAAUCCAAGGUGGGAAAGAUGAAGGAAGAUGAAGAAUUCAAGUGUUUGUUGGAAAGGAUGAAAGAGGAAGAUCUGAUUAGAACACUUCAUAGUACGUUAAUAGAGAAGCGUUACUUUGUGGUUCUUGAUGAUAUUUGGACAACUGAGGCCUGGGAUUAUUUGAAACGUGCUUUUCCAAAUGGUAAGAGAGGAAGCAAAGUUUUAAUUACCACCCGAAACACUGUGGUCGCUUCUCAUGCUGAUCCACAGAGCUCAGUGGUGGAACCACCACUGUUGAAGGACGACGAAGGCUGGGAACUUCUUAAAAGGAAAACAUUCCCUCGCCCACCAGAAUUUGAGAAAUUAGGAAGGGAAAUGGUGAAAAAAUGCAAAGGAUUGCCAUUAGCAAUUGUUGUACUUGGAGGCCUAUUGGCAACUAAGAAGUCAUUAACGGAGUGGAAUAGUGUGCAUGAAAAUAUUAUUGCACACUUUAUCAAGUGGGAACAACAUCAUCAAUAUGGAGGAGUGUAUGGGAUAUUAGGUUUGAGCUACGAUGACUUGCCUUUCCAUUUGAAGCCAUGCUUUCUCUAUCUUUCUCAAUUUCCAGAGGACUGGGAGUUUCGGAAAAGGGAAUUGAUUCGAAUGUGGAUUGCCGAAGGCUUUAUAUUGCAACCAUCAAUAGGUGGAGAAGAAGAGACGAUGGAAGAUGUGGGUGAAGAAUAUUUGGAAGAGCUGACAAGUAGGUGUAUGGUUCAAGUAAGCGAAAGAGAUCACACUGGAAUAGGUGUGAAAAGUUGCAGACUUCAUGAUCUGAUACGUGAUAUGUGUAUUUCAAAGGCAAGGAGUGAGAAUUUCCUUGGAGUUAUACAGCACGCAGAGGACGCAAAGGCAAAUAGUAGUUCAUCCACUCUGCAGUUGACAUCAAAUAAUAAGUGGCGUAGAGUUGCUAUUCAUCCUCGCAUUUUCGGGAAAGAUGGACGCAAAACGGACUUCUAUGUGCCUUCACUAAAAAGUGGUGAUUUGUAUCUCCGGUCUCUUUUCUAUUUGAUUGAACCUGCUAUCAGAAAGAUACUAAAAAGUGGUGAUUUGUAUCUCCGGUCUCCUUUCUAUUUGAUUGAACCUGAUAUGAGAAAGAUCUAUGGUCGUGGAAGUGUGUACAAUAUGACAAGGCAGCAAGCAAGGUUCAUUUUUGAGAAUUUCAGAAUGCUAAGAGUUUUAAAAAUUGAUUAUAUAUGGCAAUAUGAUCGUUGCCUACCUGGGGAAGUUGGUUAUUUGAUUCAUUUGAGAUAUCUGGGAUUAGUCGGUGGUGGAAUGACUGAUGGAGUUAAGUGUAGGUGCGUGGCGGCAUUACCAUCGUCCAUAGGUAAUCUGAGGAGUUUAUAUACUCUUGAUCUACGACGGAAUGGUGUAAUUAUAUUACCCGCUGCAGUGUCGAAAUUAGAAUGCUUGAGACAUCUAUUAUUGGAUGGGGAAUUGAUAUGGCAGUUUAGAUUGGAUAAAUUAAGGCACUUGGAGACUUUGAAGGUGGUAUCUGCAAAGCAUCUAAUUAAAAGAGAUACAAUACAGAAGUUGACCAAUCUCCGAAGUUUAGCAGUAGAAUUCAAGACAACGGAGGAAGUUAUGGCUGUGAUAGGAUCUCCCAUUUUUGGAUUAGGCCGUCUCCGUUCCUUGAAAAUGCGAAUGCGAGCGGAUAUUCCAUUUCCUAAUUUGGAACCACUUUCUGGUCUUCAUCAACUUACAAAACUGGAAUUAUGCGGAGCUAUACCAGAAGAUCCAUAUUCCCUGGAACACCUACCAAAAAGCCUUGCCAAGUUAAUUUUGUUUAAUUCUAAAUUGAAGCGGGAUCCGAUGGGCAUUUUGGAGAAGCUGUCUAAUCUGAGAGUUCUGGAGUUGUACUAUCAUUCAUACGAGGGGUCUAAAAUGGUCUGCUCUGCCCAUGGGUUUCCUCAACUUGAGACUCUUCGUGUUGUUGAUUUAAAUGCCUUAGAAUUGUUAAUAGAAGAAGGUGCUAUGCCACGACUCAAGAAUUCAGUAAUACAAUCCAGAAAUACAAUCGUUGACUCGUAUAAGGUGCACAUUACCCUUCCAGCCAAUUAUAUUUAAAGUAUAAUAGCAAGG
This is a messenger RNA of Manihot esculenta (cassava), 3021 nucleotides long. RefSeq names its product probable disease resistance protein RF9. Bases 154 to 3006 code for a protein of 950 amino acids. Gene Ontology annotation, molecular function: ADP binding. Lineage: Eukaryota; Viridiplantae; Streptophyta; Magnoliopsida; Malpighiales; Euphorbiaceae. Gene Ontology annotation, biological process: defense response to other organism. The record is from RefSeq and is a predicted model, not a curated record. The transcript has a single exon.